Molecule: messenger RNA, 5913 nt
Organism: Stomoxys calcitrans (stable fly)
Lineage: Eukaryota; Metazoa; Arthropoda; Insecta; Diptera; Muscidae
Gene: nahoda
Exons: 12
Coding region: 313-4398 (1361 amino acids)
Source: RefSeq, a predicted model, not a curated record
AAUAAAAAAGUGCCCGUCAAAUGAAAAAUUUUUAUAAAAAGUUUUAAGUUUUGUUCAAGUAGGUAAUUGAGAAAAUAAUGAGAAUAUUACAAAUCACAAUAAUAUCUGCCUGAUUUUAUGCAAGAAAAUUUAAUUCCGAAAGCGAUUUUGUUUGAAAAAGUGCUCCACAAAAGUAUAGUGAAUAAGCAGUAUUAUUGUAUUAAAUAAAAUUAAAGAAAUUGUUGGCGUUAAAUAUUCAACGCAAAAGCCGAUUGGUGCGACGACGAGUAGGCAGACAAACAAAAAUUUGAAAAAGGUUGAGCAAUAGAAAACAUGGCUGUAAGUAAUGACCAGCAUAUAGAUCCACAGUUGUGGCCACACCACUUGCAAAGACGCUUUCGACAUCAGCAACAACACGGUAGCCAAAAUCAACAAAUUCGGCCACAACUUAGUUGGCUAACAAUUUUGGCCGUUUGCUGCAGCUUACUGCACAUUACCUCAGCUCAUGUGGCGCUAACAUAUCCACCUGCACGUCAAUACGACUUGGAUUUUUUGGAUAAUGCUCGUACCAAGGGGCCAUGUGGUAUGCCGAAAGGCUCAAUUAAAACGUCACUAUUGGCUGGUUCCACAUUUAAUGUAACAUGGCACUUGGCUUAUGUACACAAGGGGGGAUUCCGUUUGCAACUGCUGGAUGAGAUGGGAAGACCCAUGUUGGAUUUGACGCCUCAAAUAAAUGGCUUUGACUAUGUCAAGAAUGAAAUGACGGCUCAAAGCUAUCCAGUUACCUUACCUGCAGAUGCAGAAUGCAGAAAUUGCACCAUUCGACUCUUGCGACAAGCCGACGAGUGGUCGACGGAUUAUUUGUUUUGGUCAUGUGCCGAUGUCGACAUUGUCACCCGAAAAGAUUUCAAAGAAACUUGUUCCGGAUCUGGUAAAUACUUCCCCUCCCGUUGCAAAUGCGAGAAGAACUUCUAUGGUCCCCAAUGCCAGUAUAAGGACGAAUGUACCAACAAUGCGGACUGCGGUAUCCAAGGUAAAUGUAUUGAUAUCGAGGGUUCAGCACUACCCCGCAAGCAAUGCUUCUGCAACUUCGGUUGGUUUGGACCAGGCUGUAACAAGAGGUCGCCAUUCAAAACCACUGAAGUGGAUUUGUCAGCAUACUCAAUGAAGGAAAUGUCACCGGACUACAAAACAUAUUGGCGCAUUCUGGAGGAGCAGAAGGAAAUAGAAGUUAUAUUGAAAGUGAAUAGUACAACAUGGAUUGGCUUUGGCUGGAGGCCAAGGGGAAUGACAAAAGAUUGCAAGAACUUUCCCUUGCUUAAAGAUGAAGGCGAUGUAACUACAAACUUAAGAUAUUCCUUGGGUAACCGAGAACCUAGUGCCGAACCAGAACCAAAAUCGGAGCCUGAACCCGCUUCAGAGCCGGAGCCCUCUUCUGAGCCAGAGCCAGCUUCGGAACCAGAACCAAAGUCUGAACCCGAGCCCAAGUCAGAGCCAGAGCCCUCUUCAGAACCUGAGCCUAAGUCGGAACCUGAACCUAAAUCCGAACCAGAACCAACAUCGGAGCCAGAACCUAAAUCGGACACCGCAGCAACUUCGAAAUCAAAACGUCUGGCCGAUAUUGAUGAAGGCAUUCCCUUAGAAACAGGUUUCACUUACCGUGUUAGUUCCUCAGUCGGUAAUCGCCGACGACGCCAAGUUGAAGAUACACAACAUGAGCCACAGUCACAUCCCGAACCUACAUCCGAACCUGAACCAAAAUCUGAACCGGAACCAAGCUCAGAACCAGAACCUAAAUCAGAGCCGGAGCCCACAUCGGAACCAGAACCAAAAUCUGAACCUGAGCCCACAUCCGAGCCGGAACCCAAAUCAGAACCAGAGCCUUCGUCCGAACCAGAACCCAAGUCUGAAGAAGAUUCAAGUUUAGAUCGUAGACCAAAGCCAAAACCAUUUUCAAAACCCGAGCCUGAACCCUCAUCAGAACCGGAACCUUCGUCUGAGCCCGAACCUAAAUCUGAGCCCGAACCUAAAUCUGAGCCCGAACCUAAAUCUGAGCCCGAACCUAAAUCUGAGCCCGAACCUAAGUCUGAACCUGAACCCAAAUCUGAACCACAGCCUACAUCUACCAAAAAAGUUGUUGCACCACAAAAAAUAAACCCAGACGCCAAAUUGAAUCCGUACACCCCACGCCAUGACUUUAAUCCCAUGGAUUGCACCGACAUCGUUGUGGGAUCAGCAAGAGGCAUGGCAAGUCGUGUGGGAGACUACUACAGCAGAGAUAGGUCUACUCCCAGAUUGGAUGAAAUUUUUGGAGGAAAACAGGAUCUGACUCUAGGCACAGGCUACGAAAAGGAUGGAGUCACCACCAUAAUUUUCCGUAAGAAACUGACUGCUGACGAACCCACCGACCACUCGUUAACAGACGAUUUGACCGAAGUCAUUUGGGCCAAAGGUCAAGUAACCGACUUUUAUCGAACGGAUGAAUUAAAAUACCAUGGAUACCAAAUGCAGCGUGGUGUGGCACAAAUCAAUUUCUUUGAAAAAGACAAAUCCAAAGCUGGCAAGGACGGCGAUGGCUCGACAAAUGUUUUGGAUAAUGACUGCAUGGGUCACUGGAAGUAUCCGUCAAAUUGCUCACCUCUGAAUCAUACCUGCGAAUAUUACGCCUCCUGGGAAACUAUUGGACGCGGCGAUGAAAUGCGCUGGCAUAUCGAGACCUCUAACACUGAGACCUGGACUGGCAUUGGUUUCAGCAAUGAUGAGAAAAUGUCUCAGACCGAUGCCAUUAUUGGAUGGGUUGAUCGCAAUGGCCGUCCUUUCCUAAUGGACACAUGGAUUAAUGGGUACUCUUCGCCCAAGCUGGAUGAUCGCCAGGAUCUCUAUAGCGCCGAAGGUCGCAUUGAAAAGGGAGUUACGAUAUUAGAAUUUACACGGAAACGAAUUAGCAACGAUCAGCAGGAUUUGUCCUUCAGCGAUGACCAUUGUUUAUACCUGUUCUUCCCGGUCUUGGGUGGUGCCUUCAAUGCGGUUAACAAAAAAAUACGCAAGCAUGAAAGCAUUCCACCAGUUUCGCCAACUCGCAUUUGUAUUAAAUCCUGCGGAAGAGAAUUGUUGGCCACAAACAAUGCUCCGACAGCACCAGAACCAGACCGAUUAGUUUAUGCAGUUGGUGUCAAACUUAUGAAUCUUGCCGAAUCAUUUGAGGCACCCGCACCUGGAACAGUGGAGUUCAAGAAUUUGGCCUCAACCAUUUCGGACUCAUUCAACGGAGUUCUUAACAAUAUUCCCGGUUAUUACAAGACUGACAUUUUGGGUUUCGAAAAAGAUGGCGCUACCUCAAUGAUAGCCAAAUUACAGGCCAUGUUUGACAAGGACGAAUAUGAAAAGGGCUAUGCGCUAGCAACGAAUAACGUUCAAACCGAAGAUGACAUGAAAAACGGCGAACUUAUUAAAAUGGCCAUAAUGGACACUAUUGCAUCUGGCAAAGUUGGUUCUCUUACCGUUGAUCCACAAUUUUUAGAUUUCCAGGCUUUGGAAUACAAAUCAAUCUCAAAUUCGGAUGACACAAAGUUGUCAUUCUUCGAGCUUUCUGAGGUGCGUCUGUAUAUUGUUUUGGGUCUGAUUGCCGCUUUAGUUUUUAUAGCACUGAUUCAGGCCUCAUGCACCAUAUACAAGACAUCAAGAAAGAAUAAAUCGAAUAAGGAAACACUCAUACAGAAUUCUCCCUGGAAGGAGUACUCAUCGAACACAAACUAUGCAUUUGAUCCCUACGGCGAAACGGAGGAGAAGAACAUGUCCGGCAACAAGGACAAAUCGUCGCGCAAUCGCUCCUCCCAAUCGCAACAGACCACACUACAAAUGUCCCACUCACCGACGAGCAAAUCGCAGAUGUACUACGAAGGUACUAGCUCGCGUACUAAUGGAAACACCAGCACAGCUAAUGGAAAUACACAAGAGUAUCGUAGCAACGGUCGUACCCAGAGGUCGGGUCGUGAAAACAAUGGUCCAACAUCGACUCAAAACAAUAAUAAUAAUAACAACAACAACAACAAUGCCAAUGGCCAUUACGACCGUUAUGAUAGAAAUAAUGAUAACCAGGCUCCAUCAUCAUCAUACGCCAGAGGCAGUUCAUAUGGAGAACGUGCCUACUCGCUGCCCCGCCAACAGCACCUAUACCAACAGCAACAGGCCAACAUGCAGCCCUCUGGGUACUACACCCAAGAUCGGCGAGAUCGCAGCGGCCAACGAAACGGUGGGGGAAACGAGCGCCACCAUCGCGAUAGAUCACGCGAGGACCCUCGUCUGGUCUCAAAUGGGGGUGCUGAUACGCCCGAUUUCUAUUUCAUGCCAUCGCAGCGCAAGUAUUCCGGCGAAGUGGUGCGUGUCUAUGUGGAUUACAACAAGGAUCCAAAAAAUUAAACUUGGUGCCCUCUAGAUAAUCGUACAUUUUUAUUUUGGGAGAAAUUAAAAAUUUCAGCCAAUAAGUCAUCCUAAAUACUCAUUUCUUCCCUCAAGCCAAUGUUUUAUGUUGUAAGUUGAGUCCAAUGGUUGGCUGUAGCCUGCCAAAUGUGAUGUGGAUGAAAUGGUGCACUUGUUAGGGCUAGCUCCCUUUCCUUCGUCCUCUAUCAAAGAAAUCGAGAGUCACAAGUCAGAGUCGCCAAUUUUGUAACAUUACACAUAUGCAAUAGUAGUAAAUUAGAAUUAACAUAAAGCAGAGGAAAUGUUCAAAAAAAUUAAUUCGAAUAGCACAUAGGCAUGAAACAGGGCUCCUUUGUAUAUACCACAGAUGUCCUUUAUGUCUGACCCAAACAUUUCAAUUCGGAAAUAAGCUUAGUCCAAAUCUACUGGUAAGGACUUGCAUCUUUUGUUAUACCUAUACUUAUUACAAACAAACUUGUUGCUAUGGUAGUUUGCGAAACAGCUAAGACUUUGCUUCACAUAAAAACAUAUCAACUUUAGAACAUUUGCUGGUUAUAGAACUUUAAAAUCUUCGACAAAUUAAAAUGGUGAUAAAAUAAUUGAGAUAAUCUAAAAAUGCCGCUCAUAAAACUAAAAUACGAUUUUAAUGUAAUACGAUGAUUUUGUAAAAACGUAUCCUUUUAUAUUGAAAAGACAUUUCAUUGAACGAUAGCUUUAUAUCAUUGUCUGCAAAAUAAGACUUUCUUAUUUUCAAUAAUGAAGAAGUUCUAGGUUUGGGGCGUAACCUUCUCGAUAUCUCCGUUCUUUAAAAGAUACCACAAGUCCACAUGACCAACUAGUUUGGAACUAUACGUAAACACAUAACUUCAUUAAGAAUGUGGGUUGUAGUUCUAAUCGGAUCUUCAAACAAAUGAGAACUCUUCCAUUGUGUAAAGCAUUGGAGCAAACAUAAUACCCAGAGCCAUUAGGUGUAGAAUUACAUUUAGGGUUUUGCUUGAUGUUAUCUUUGGAUACGAUAUGAAGCUUAGUUAAAAAUAUUUUUACGAAGAAAAAUUUUUGAGAAAAUUCAGUUCCAGCUGAUUUUGUAGAUCGGUAAAGCCAAUCACCUUCCAAAAAGUUUCUAUGUACAUAUCAACGUAUCGUCGGCAACGUGCACAGUCAAUUUUGGAUUUUCAAUCUCUACUCUUUGUGUAGGUGAAUAUGAACUUACCCAAAGAUAUUUUAUCAUAACCGGCCAUCGACCCAUAUCACUACCCAAGUACACAAAACUUACCGAACUUGUCACCUCAAAUGAAAAUUAGUCAUUGUUUAAAUAUACAUACUCGUACGUGAGGACCUAAAACAAAGCAUAAUCAUAUAACCAAUUAGGUAACAUUUUAUAUGUGAAUUUGUCAAUGUCAUCUUGUUGAUGUUGUUCAUUACUUACCAAUGUACUAGUACCAUGUAAUUGCAAAGUGUCGUGUAAAUAUUUGUUUUUAAUUUAUAGCAUAAAUAGCAUUUUGAAAAAAAAAACAA